AUGAUCAUCCCCGUGCGAUGCUUUUCCUGCGGAAAGGUGGUGGGCGAUAAAUGGAAUGCGUACUUGGAGCUGCUCGCCAACGACAUACCUGAAGGAGAUGCGCUGGACCAGCUACAGCUGAAGCGCUACUGUUGUCGCCGCAUGGUGCUCACUCACGUCGACCUCAUUGAGAAACUUCUGCACUAUAACCCGAACGAGCGUGUGCGCGACAAGCCCCGAGCAUAG
Trametes versicolor FP-101664 SS1 is the source of this 225-nucleotide messenger RNA. Its product is annotated as DNA-directed RNA polymerase core subunit RPB10. Lineage: Eukaryota; Fungi; Basidiomycota; Agaricomycetes; Polyporales; Polyporaceae. The transcript has 4 exons. Gene Ontology annotation, biological process: transcription by RNA polymerase I; transcription by RNA polymerase II; tRNA transcription by RNA polymerase III. Gene Ontology annotation, cellular component: RNA polymerase III complex; RNA polymerase II, core complex; RNA polymerase I complex. The coding region runs from base 1 to 225 and encodes 74 amino acids. The record is from RefSeq and is a predicted model, not a curated record. Gene Ontology annotation, molecular function: DNA-directed RNA polymerase activity; DNA binding; zinc ion binding.